This is a messenger RNA of Radiomyces spectabilis, 3167 nucleotides long. RefSeq lists its product as uncharacterized. Gene Ontology annotation, cellular component: cell tip; microtubule cytoskeleton. Gene Ontology annotation, molecular function: protein binding. The coding region runs from base 458 to 2914 and encodes 818 amino acids. Gene Ontology annotation, biological process: establishment or maintenance of actin cytoskeleton polarity; signal transduction. Lineage: Eukaryota; Fungi; Mucoromycota; Mucoromycetes; Mucorales; Radiomycetaceae. The transcript is spliced from 7 exons. The record is from RefSeq and is a predicted model, not a curated record.
AUUUUUAUUUUUAUUUUUAUUUUUUUUGGUCUUGUUGUGAUGCAGUGUCACAUUGCCGAAUACGAUGCGCGACCGAUCCACACUUUUAUUAGUGAGGGUGUACAGAAACCAAGAGCGGCUCAUCCAUCUCGCUCACUUCCAAAUAACCGGAGAAAAAAAAACGUGCGUUUGUGCUUCAAGCGUUUUUUAGACGAUUGGCUGGCCACACUUUUGUUUCCAUCUACAUAACACCCUCCCUUUCCCCUACUCUGCCUCCCUUUUGCUUUAUCUCGGUUUCCAGUUACGUUUCGUCGUUUUUCUUUUUUCCUUCUUGUUCCAGCUUUUUCUUUUUUGGAUUAUCCUUCUUUUUUUUUUUCUCCAAACCGUCCUCGCUCCCGUUACCGUCUUUUUGCAUACGUUACACAUCCAAUCUAAUCUGUAUUAACCCAUAUAUCUCUUUCAACUCGGCGAAAGAAAAAUGUCCAGAUCUCUGACAAUCAACACACACACCGAUCGACUGGACCCACCGCUUCACAGCUCUCAAAGACCACGCAGCGAUAUUCACAUGCCUCGUGACGAUUCAUUUAAACAAUCACGAUCGGUCAGUACCGUUUUUGAAGAAGACGAAGAAGAAGACGCCGACGAUCAGGCCGACUUGGACGACCUGGACGACGACGACCUGGACGACGAUCUUGACACUGCAGACGACGACAGCUCCACUUUUACUUCGUCGCCUAGCAUCCCCGAUUCAAAUAUCGAUUUUGAUCUCGUAUAUGCGUUACAUACGUUUGUCGCCACUGUGGAAGGGCAAGCGUCAGUGGUCAAAGGCGACAACCUGACCUUGCUCGAUGACUCCAAUUCUUACUGGUGGCUUGUACGAGUGCUAAAGACAACCGAAGUAGGUUAUAUUCCUGCCGAAAAUAUCGAGACUCCUUACGAACGUUUAGCGCGCUUGAAUAAGCAUCGAAAUGUGGAGAUGACUUCGCCAGAGCAGUUACAGCAUUACGUGAAUCUGACGGCAACUCAGGCUUCUCAGAAAAAGAGAAAGAAAGUAGCUGUAAACAAGGAAAUUUAUUAUCAAUCACAAAUCAUUUUGGUGGGCGAAGAUGAAGAGGAAGCGUACGAAGAAGAGUACGAAGAAUGGGAAGGUGAUAUGGACGAUGAUGCUACUUUGUCUGACACGGCAAGUCAAAAUGAGCAUGAACACGUUAAUGAUACGCAAAAAACACAAACGGUUGCACAACCAAGCACGGGUAUUUCCACGAUUGAAUCAACGCCAACAUGCGCAACCACAACAAUCACAGCAACAGGAACAGGAGCCUCUUCGCCUGCAGCCGUCAGUGUCACCCAGCAAGGCAUAUAUUCAAAACAACCAGAUGCACUUGUUCGAACCAGUUCCUCGGCUGAAAAAGAACGGUCAACGGGAGCUUUACGGCGCUUGUUUUCACGAGGCAAGAGAGAUAAACUAGACAAGCGCGACACGGAUACGGGCAACCACGUGGCCCAGACUCCCAAUACAGGAUCCGGUGUAUCACUUUCGACGAAUUCUUCCGAUGAUACGCCAAGAGAUCCACCUUCCCCUUCCGCAGCCGCCAAUACCCAGCUCACAGUGCUGCGUGUCUUUGCAGGCAAUAUCAAUGUUAGCGCCACCUUCAACACUGUUCUCGUCGACAACCACACCAGCGCCGAUCAACUACUGAAACAAGCCAUGGAUCGAUUCCGCAUCCUCGAAACAGGGUCGACCCAGUCCUCGUCCAAUGGAGUUGAAUAUUAUCUCACCGUCAAAGCAAUGGAAGGAGAUGAAAUUACGCUUGCGCCUCAAGAUAAACCCUUAGCGAUCUUCCAGUCAUUAACUGCGCAUUUAACCACACCCAUGCCAUCGUUAACGCACAUCAAACAAUUAUCACAAGAGUUCUCAACUGUGGAAGUGACACGGGUGGGAGUGACCAAAGCGCGACAACGUGCCAAAUCACGAUUUGGCGAAGAUUCCGUCAUCCGAUUCUAUCUCCAUAAACGUAUCAAACGAGUCAACGAACGCGAUGGUCAAUUGUACGUCAAAAUUUCAUACUGUGACGAAACGCCAUUGUCCCCGUACAGUCAAACACGAUCCAGUUUUUCCGCCAAAGCGCUCAGACGGAAAAAGAACGCCAAAUCCAACCAUCGUCAGGAACGCAUGGAUAAACUGGUAGCGGUCCCUGCCAGUAUUCUGAUGUCAGACCUCACCAGUGUAGCCAUUGAUAAAUUUCAUUUAAAUGGCAUAGCUACCAGCCGAGACCGAUUCACGAUGAGCUUGGUCGUCCAUGAGAAUGAGUAUUCAUUGAAUGCGUCGAGAAAAUUGAGCGAAGUUCUGAAUGACGGACAGUUAAUACCCAAGGGCACCAUGGAACGGUUGUUUGUGUUGCGACGCAUCGGUUCAAAAUCGGAACCGGAGCCGCAAUUCAAAUCAAGGGUACGGUCCAUGCUACGGCAAGAUAGUGGGUCUCCACGAUCCUCCAGCGUGAGUAAAAUAGUGCCUGAACCGGAUUCCAAGCAUCGUGGUCCAUCUCAUCAUGACAGUUACUCUUUCACCUCUUCCUCCUCCUCGUCUUUCUCAUCCACUCUCGAUGAUCUUCGCCACCCCAAAUCGGAUCUCGGAUCCAACACACAACAAGUCUUGAAACGACUGGAUGUGGCCAUUUUAUCCUUGGAAAACGAUCGAUCAAAGGACGGAAAGACGAAAAAGCAUAAAGUGACUCCCACCCAUAACAUGGUCAAACUCACCAGCCUCCCGCAAAGCAACCAGGACCAAGCGGCCCGAGAAUGCCAUCACUCCGAUCCCAAAAAUCAUCCCAAUCGUGAACUUUUCGGAACCCCUCAACUUCCUACCGCGAAUUUUUCAAAUCUUGACGAACUUGAAAAGGAGUUACAGAACAUCAUUGCUGCGCAUGCUUUUUAAGUAGUACUUUAUUUUCCUUUCCUUACUCCUGUACUCUCUUUUGUUUCCAUUCAUUUACAGUAUUUCCGUUCAUACAUCUUAUAACUUAGUAUUCCCGUAUUUAUAUUCUGCAUCUAGGACUGUAUGGUAAAAAGAGAAAAUCGAUUCAUAGUGCUACUGACACUGUAAUUAUUGUUCCAGAGAUGGGAUGUAGAAUGAUUUCUUCGUCCAUCCAGUGACUGCAUUCCAGAACAUCAAGACUGAAUUUUAAAAA